This is a messenger RNA of Xyrichtys novacula (pearly razorfish), 5476 nucleotides long. The record is from the annotation of a GenBank genome assembly. NCBI's taxonomy places the organism in Eukaryota, Metazoa, Chordata, Actinopteri, Labriformes, Labridae.
CUCGCGCACCAGUGUUACGGCGAAGUAGUUCCGGGUAUCAACAGUCUGUUGGCUAACAUUAGCUGAACGUCAGUCUCCACUCCACUAUCUUCAACAGAGUGGUAAGAAAAAUGUUUGGGCUUGUAUUCCGUCCUGUCGUUUGUUGGAGUGUCUACUACAUUUAAUAUGAAUGUAAAACUCGAAGCUACACGUUGGGGAUUGAUGUCAUUGUCUGCCGUUUCGCAAUGCGUUAGCCUGCUAGCAUAUGUUAGCUGAGCCGACGGCCGCAACUGACAGAGAAAAAACAUCAUAGACUGAGAAUCUGUCCGGAUAAGUCGUUAAUCAGUUGAUGUUUUUGACCUGUGUUUUAUUCUGUGUUCCUGCCAGGGCUAACAGACACCCCGGAGCAGGAUGGGUGAGUGAAAACAGUUAUUUUCUUCUCUUACACUAGUCUCUGUCAUCAUUGUUUUCCUCUUUCUCAGUAGAUCGUCGCCUUAAGCUGUUGUCUAGUUUGCUUGGGUAAAUGUCUGCGUUUUACAUUUGGCUCACACCUGUUUGAAGUCGUCAGUUACUGUUGCUCCACAGAUGGCGAAGAGCGAACCUACGGCGGCUGUGAGGGGCCAGAUGCCAUGUACGUGAAGCUGAUAUCCUCAGAUGGUCAUGAGUUUAUUGUGAAAAGAGAACACGCCCUGACAUCCGGGACUAUCAAAGCCAUGUUAAGCGGACCAGGUAAGGAUUUAUCACAUUUAGGGGCUCAAAAUAAGGGGACUAUCUUCUCUUAUCAGCCUAACUUUAACUUUAAAUAUUAUGAAGCGACAGAUAUUAUCCUCGUAUAAAUAUCCUGGCUUAGAGAGGCUACUCAACAGAGAAGUCACAUUUAAACCUGCUUAACUGAGUAUCUUUGGAACUCAAAAAGGAAAAUAUAUGCCUAAAGCCACCAUUUACCAAUAGUUCACAAAUCUCACCAGCCUAACCAGCUCUUGGCAGCUUUGCCACUCAUCAGAUCACAGAGAAAAACAUAUUUUUGGUGUGACUUUUUCACUCCUUGGCCGGCUAUGAUUAACUGAUUAACUGUGCAUUUUUAAAUCAAAAAACAUCUCCAUGAAUUAGGGCCUGACCGAUAUGGAUUUUUUGGGGGGCCGAUGCCAAUAACGAUUAAUGGGGGGGGAUUACCGAUUAAUCAACCGAUAUAUAUAUAUAUUAUAAAAUAUAUAUAUAUAGACUACUGUAGAUGUAGAUAUACUGUAGGCUACUGCUCUUCAUGCCGGCAGGAAGACUGACUGCUGAAACUCAGACCAGAAAAGCGAGCCAGUGUGCAUAUUCAAUAUUGUUGUUGGUGAUUUCAAUGCUCUGUUCACGAAUACAGUCAUUUCAGUUUUUACUUAUAAAAAACACAACCAAUAAAUUGCUGUUAAUAUAAGUUUGGAUGUGCAAUAAAGCUCGCAGCAGAUGCAGAUUACCCUGUGUUACGUCUUAUCAACAGUGUGAAUAGUCCCUGCUGAACCAGGUUUCAGUUUCACAAUAACAGUGGCUGUUUUCGUGAUUUCUGUUCCACAGAAAAUUACUCACUGAGUUGAGAGAACCAUGUGAUAUGAUCAUACUCUCUAUUAAUAGGUGAAGGUCUAAACAAGAGGAGAAAAUAUAGAAUAUGAAGGUAUUUUCAGUGAAAAAUUGAACAAUGUGACGUACACUUGGUGGCUUCAAGUAAUAAGGAGAUUAGCUUUUGUGUUUUCUAUUCAGACUGGUAAACAACAGUUAUUCUUUUAAGCUGCUGCCUGGAUUUAAAUACAUAGGCUUUGAUUAUACUUGAAAUAGCUUGGUUCUUUAAAGUAGCUGAAAUAGGCUGGGUUACAAAAAAGUUCACUAGUGCACAGACUGUAAUUGUUAUUGUGGAGCAAUAAAGAGCAUGAAACCAGAGCAACUCCUCUGUUAGUACUUAGACCUGUGCAGGUUGAAAAUAACUCUUAGUGUGUUUAUUCUCAAUUUGCUGUUGCUGUUAAAAACACAUACACAAAAAACUAUGAAUUUUAAAAAUUAUUUUACAUUUACAUACAGGGUUAAGCGUGAAGCAAGUAAACCAAUGCCACGCAUCUCGGUGUUGCCAUUGCUUAUUUGAAAUGCCUUGAAAAAACCCAACAGCAAAAACAAAAAGAAAGCAGUAUACAAACUAUUAUGUAGUAUAAUGCUUCACUAGUAACUACAUGAUUAUGUUGUUUUUGAAAGCUAGUUCAUUUUGAAGUUUCAAAACAAUUGAGUUUCAAAUGCGCUCAGUCAUGAUCUUUUUAUUUAUGUAUGAAUAAUUGACAGUUUGUCAUUUGAAGUAGCAGUGCUAACCAAAUAAAAAGCUGGCAGUUUGGCUGUGUUUGUAUUGUUUUAAGCUCAUGCACAUCAGAAGAAGCAGCAAUAGGCUUGUGAGAACUGAAAUAAUAACAUGACUGCGCUCCAAAAGCUUCGUUUUCUCUGCCAUUGUAAACACUUUCAGAAUUUACUUUAACUGGAACGAGUUUUCCUAGAGCUUAAUUUAAGUUGCGCAUGUGUGUAUGUUCAAUGUAGUUGUGACUGGUAUAAAAAUUGUUUUUUUUCUACAUUUGUGGGUGCUUGAAUUGCCCUUAAAACAUCUUCCAGAGACUUGCAUUGGGUGGGAUCUGUGCUUCAGAUAAUAUCUGAUUAAAUUCUGAUAGGUAUGAGAUGGGUGACAAAUAGUAAGUUUAUAUCAGCCUGUCCAGUUGGUGGCACCAAUCUUUUGUCUUGCAUACAUACUAUACUUCUCCAAUCUUUCAUGUAUGCCUUUCUUUUUAAUGUAAGUGGAAAGGAUCUCUAUACUGUUUCAUUGUUUAAUCCAGAGGAGAUAGGAUGUCAAGGAUUUACUUGUUAAAAUGUAUGACAUGUCCAAUAUCUCUGUCAACACAUCCUUUGAUCCUCCUCCUGCAGGUCAGUUUGCUGAGAAUGAAACCAAUGAGGUGAACUUCAGGGAGAUCCCCUCUCAUGUCCUCUCCAAGGUUUGCAUGUACUUCACCUACAAGGUCCGCUACACCAACAGCUCCACAGAGAUACCUGAAUUCCCCAUCGCUCCGGAGAUCGCACUGGAACUGCUCAUGGCUGCCAACUUUUUGGAUUGCUAAAGUUAAAGAAAAAAUGUAGCAGCUUAAAACAUUUUUAGAUUUUUUUGGAUAUUUAAAUUGUUCUCCUGUGUACACAAAAGAACAUGUCACUUUGACUAUUCUCUCUUUUCUUUCUUUUUUUUUUUGUGCACUUGGCUUUUUGUCAUAGUUUUAGUAUUAUUAAAGGAUUUAAUUUUAAUGUAACAAAUGGAUACGGCAAGCUGCAUUACUUGCCCCGGAAUGUGAUAAACAUGACCCCACCCCUUCAUCUUUCCUCACCUCUCCAUCUUAAUAAAGAUCUGUUUGGUGAGCAAUGUGUUGCCAUUUUCUACCUUAACCUUUAAGAAAUACUUCAGAAAUCAGACCUCUUACCAAGGAUGCACCUAACUUCAAUUCUAGCAAAAUUUCUGUCUUGUACAAUGUUUGAAAUGACUAUUCAAGUUGUCAACAAGGAUCCUAUCUCCACUAAAAUAAAUCAAUUACAUGUUGGUCUGUUUAAAAUAGUUCUCCAUUUGCAGAUUCAAGGGAUGUUUAGAAGAUGCCUUCCUAGAACUUGAUGUAACAAAGAAAGCUCUUGUGCUUGGGUUUUGGGAAUCUGCUAGUUUCAUAAAGCAUGAUCUCUGAAGCUCUCUCACUGUCAAAACAGCAGAAGAACUUGCCCUAUUUCAAGUGCUAAUCAAUAGAGUGAUUAUAUGUGAAACAGUUCAAGAGGUUCCUGAUUUUGGUGGAGAUGAAAAUUUGAAGUUUGUAAAGAUGACAACUCUGUUAAAGAGAAUAAUAACUUUAUUUUUAUAGCACUUUUAAAAACAGAAGUUUACAAAGUGCUUUGACAAAGAGUUGCAAAGCAUCAGCACAUGGAAAUAAAAACAAAUAAAAAACAAAAGCUCAGUUUAAAACAAGGCCUCCGAAUUGAAGGCCAAUUUCAUUUGUCAUAAGAAACCCAGACAAUACGAGAACCCUCCAACAUAAAAUGAGACCAUGAGGACCAAAAAAAAAACAGGAAACAGGAUAGUAAAUAUAAAAUGACAAUAUUAAUAAUGAUAAUGAAAUCAUGAUAAAAUAAUAAUUAUGGUAAUAUUAAUGAUAAAAUGGAGUAACAAAAAUGAGCAGGAAAAAACAAAAUUAAUAAAGGCCUAAAAGGUUAAAUAAGAAAAGAUUAUAAGUAAAACAAAGGCUAAAAGGACAGUAAGUCGAAAUAAGAUAGAGGUAAAAGCAAUAAAAGAUAAAAGAUGGCAUCACAUAAAAGCAAGUCUGUAAAAGGGAGUUUUUAAAUUUGACUUAAAAGAAGUGACUGUCUCUGCAUGCCUUAUCUCCUCUGGCAGGUCAUUCCAAAGUCUAGGAGCUCUGAUGGAGAAAGCUCUAUCACCUUUAGUUUGAGUCACGACUUUGGUACGACCAAGAGGCCUUCACCAGAGGAUCUGAGGCUGCGAGUUGGCACAGAAGGUAUUAAAAGCUCUGAAAUGUAGCUUGGACAAAGUCCUUUGAGUGCUUAAAAGUAAUCAAUAAAACUGAGUAGUAAUCAAUUCUAAAACUGACAGGAAGCCAGUGAAGGGAGGCUAAAAUUUGGGGUGAUGUGAUGCCGUAGACAGCAUUACCAAAAGUAAUUAGUUUUCACGAUAAAUAAUCAUAACAGGGUGGACGUGUUGUGCUUUACCACAUCAGACAAUAGAGGAAAAAUUAAACUCAGGGACACAUUAUUUCUUGCCAUUUUUAAAUAUUGAAAAUGUAUAAAUGACAAAAAGUAGCUUAUGGUGAGGAAUUUUUUAUACAAGGCCAUACUUUAAAAACAAAAAAUAUAUAUUUUAUUUGGUUUCUGUUAAUUAUCUGUUAUCUAAGUUGAGCAAACCUGACUGGGGACGUGGCAGUUUCACUUAAAUGCUAAAAUUAGAGUAAGUACUAUUUUUAAUUUAUUAAUUCUGUGUAAAUAUAAUUUUGUUCUAUGGUAGAAGUGGGUUAACCAUGUAGGAUAAGCUUUUAAAAACAAGUGUCAGCCCUUUUUUUUUUUUUUUACACAAAAUACACCAUAUUAUGUAAUGAGGACUCAAAUGCUAGGAAUGACCCGUCUGCUAAAACCAGUUAAAACCCUCCCUGCUGCAGUCUGAACUAGUUGGAAGUCUGACUAACUGCUGGGAAAACAGCUCAUCGAGAAUUUCCUUAUUACUUUGACUGGGUUUCAAUGAUGUGAGAUAACCCCCACGCCUCCCUCCCACGAGCAGCGGUCAUUGACCUCCCUGCUCAAUGACCUGUGUGACCUCAGUGGAUCUGAAUACACUUAUCGUUUUCUUAUUUUUCUGAUAAUGAAAUACGAAACAAUGAAAACGCAAAUAAGGGCUAAUCCGACGACAAAAUAAGUGAGAUGGGACCGGAAUCCUUGCUGUGACGGUUUGUUUUCCUCU